Molecule: messenger RNA, 8211 nt
Organism: Lytechinus pictus (painted urchin)
Lineage: Eukaryota; Metazoa; Echinodermata; Echinoidea; Temnopleuroida; Toxopneustidae
Product: NF-kappa-B inhibitor-like protein 1
Exons: 7
Coding region: 189-1313 (374 amino acids)
Biological process (GO): canonical NF-kappaB signal transduction
Molecular function (GO): protein binding
Source: RefSeq, a predicted model, not a curated record
ACUGUAUGUCGCGUUAUGUCCACGGCUGCACACGCGCGAAAGGAUUUUAGAGAUUAGUCACAAAUUUAAAUUGCGAGGUAAUUGUAAAUUUGGCAAUAGGUCGUCUGCUCUCAGUGAAGGCAAAUCUGUUAUUGCUUGCUGUUGAAUACAUUUGUUCUUUUUUCGAGCCGCUUUGGCUUAAGCUAGCCAUGGGGAAAUCUACAGAGGAGAAACUUCUGGACUACAUCAGGGAAGGGGAAGUUUUAAAAGUGAAAUCAUACCUAAAGAAACAUGCCCUUCUUGAUCUAAAUCAAAUUCGACACCGGGAUCAGCUCCAUCGGACGCCGCUUCACAUUGCCUGCGCUGCCGGGCACGAGAAGAUUGUCCGGCUGCUGAUGAGACUCGGGGCAAGCUCAGAAAUUCAGGACUCCAAGGGGGAUACCCCACUUCAUCUGGCUCUAAGUCGUGUUCUGCAUGGUGAUGAAUAUGCCUUUUCAGAGCUUGUCAUCCCCAUCUUGGAGAGGAGCGAUCGUAAUGUAAUCGAUAUGAGUAAUGAUAUCGGAUUCACACCCCGCCAGAUGAUGAAUGAAUCGAACAACAAAUGGCAAUUUGUUACCAUGACGGAUUUGGAGAGUCGUUUGAGCCGAAGACACGAUGAGAGUAAACACGAGAAAGAACCACAAUGGAAGACGGUCAAUGAACAUCUUGAUGAAAAGGUUAUGUGGGAACACGACUGUUGGGAAGAUUACGCCGACCAUGACUGCGAGUCCUUCGACGCCUGGGCGAACCGGAUAGCCCAGGAGAUCCGACGAAAACACCAGGAGGAAGAUAAAAAGUACAAGCCCCAAGGCCCCAAGGUCCAUCACAAUGUUCGGCUCCAGAGGGAGUACGUACCAAGCCCUGAGGCCAAGCAGGAGACACAAUGGAGAAAACAGGAGAUUCAGAUGCAACGACAGAAGAUCCGCCGCAUCGAACGUGAACGACAGAAGACCCUGAAGCAGAAGCAUUCCUACAUGAAACUCUGCGACAAGGUCUUCCACGAAAUGGCCAACGAUCUCCUACGGUACCGAGACAUACCUUGGCCCUGCCCCUCAGGCAAGGUGGAGAAUAUGAUCAAGGUUCUCCUCUGCGAUGUGGACGUGACCAACAAACAGGAGCUUCGGCGAUUCAUCAAGGCGCAGCAGCUUAUAUGGCACCCUGAUAAGUUCCUGCAGCGGUGUGGACAGCGACUUGUGCAGCGGGACAGGCAACAGAUCAUCGCCAAUGUCACAGAGCUGGCACAAACCUUGAACCAGCUCUAUGACAUUGGAACUCUACCCAAAGGUCUUCUCUAGUGGCAGGCUGUGACCAUUGCAAGGGCGAACUCUAUUCCUCCAAAGCUGUUCACUGGAUCUGAGAUGAUUAUUCUGCGCGAUGAUAUACCAAGCUCUGCAUCGUACCCCUUCGUUUGAGAACAUCUUGUAGUAUUGUUGAAAGACGGGUGAUAGAAAAACAGUGCUUUCACUUCCCAAUAUUGUCACAAUUUUCCAGGAGUUAUUGAGGUUUUCGAGAAUUCCAUUAUUCAAAAAUAUCUAGGAUUUUUCAAGGAUAUGAAGUUCAGAGACACUAGACACGCCAUGUUAUGUACAAAACAUGUGAUAUUCUUAUUCUUUACAAUAUGCCUUCUAUUAUUGGGGACGUACUUGCAUAUUGUGCUUCUAUAAUAUUACAUCUUCUCUAUCAACUGGAUCGGUGCCAGUUGUACUUUUUUAAUGACUUUAAUUAAAUUAUUUAUUAGCUUUUUAACCAAUUACCAGAAGCAUGCAUAGUUUAUGCCCCCGUGUUAGUGUUUGGUUAAAAAAACAUAAAUAGCUAUUCCAAGUAUGGUACAUCCAUGGUACAAUACACCAUUUAUAACGAAUUUUACUUUAAUAACACCAAGAAAGACCAUGUAACACAACAUACUAAAAUACCUGAUAUAUACACCCUAUCAACGAGGCUUUGCUUGUUUCGCGAACAUAGAUGUAUGAGAAAUUUUAAUAGAAUUUCCCCGAUAUUCAGUUUCUCAUUCCAUAUAGUUUGUAAACUUGAUAAAAAAAUUUACAUCCGUUUAGUUACUUAUAGAUAUUUCAACUGUAGACAUGUUUUGAUAAUUAAACCCGAAAUAUUGAGUGUAUAUAAUUAUCGAUGGUAUUUGUUAACACUUAUGCGGCAGUCUCAUCGAUGGAACCGACUACAAUGAGCUUUUCAUUGACAUACCAUCGGUCGGUUUUGGAAUCGGUUUCGUAGGUGUAACUGCCCUCGUUGCGGAAUUGGGUCUCCCCGACACCUUUAAACGAACGAGUUUUUGAUAGGUUACAUAGAUGACCUUAAGAAGUUUGACGUUAUCAUGUCUUAAUCUCACACGUGAGCGUGAGGAGAAAGGUGCUGAAAUGAAUUCAAACUUCUCGAUUGAAAUCUCUUUUUAUGAACCAUGAUUUAUUCAUCCUCAGUGCUUUCAGAUUACUUGCGCAGAUAUACUUUUGUUUUCUCAGAAAUCCAUCGUAACGUUUUGAAUUCAUUGUUUCAACAAUUCGGUACAAAACAUGCAAAAUGUCAAUGAUAAAAAAAAAUAUCUGCGUUUAGACAAGGUUGAAUUCACAUAAAGUCAAGAUUUUGUUGUAGUUUUAUUUUCAUAUUGUAGAGGAAAACAUUGAUCUUUAUUUUCAUUUUAUUUUUUCUCUCUUUUGAGAUUUAUUUGACAUCUUUUAAUCAAUAGAAUCACCAAGAAUGUUUAAACAUUAUUCAUUGCUAAAGUACAACGCUUCGUGCAUUUAAUAUUCACACUGCAUAAAGUUUACAUACAGAUUUGCACAUACAUUCAUACAGUAAUCCAUAUACCCCUUUGUAGGGCCCAGUUCUCUUUCCCCUACCUUUACCCCAGAGGGGGCGAGCGAUACCUAAAAUACACCCUUGUCAGAGGCGGAUGUACACUUUUAGGCUAAAUCAAGCGGUUACACCUAUCACUUAAGCGAAACUAUAUUCGGGAGGACUUUAGACGUCAUCUUUGAGUGAAAUAAAAACCCUCGCCAUUAAAGUGUGCUAAGAAGGGAUGAUAGUGGUGAUAUAUUUGUACGGGGCGUGCACAGGAGAUCCCGUCUAUGACGUCACGUCUUCUUGAAAUGAUUUUACUGAUUGAAAUGAAAAAAAAAUCUUAUUAGGAUCACAUCAUACUAGAAUUUCUAAAAAUGUAUAUAUAAUCGUAAAUAACUGUUAUAUCAUGUCCAUGAAAAGACGAACUGUUUAAUCCAAAUAUAUGUCAAAUGUAGUUUAAUGACAUCAUAAUCAUUUAUUUCCAUGAAUGAAUCUGAACAAAUGAAUAAUUUUAAACGGAAAAAAUACAUUUUGUUUAACUUCAUAGGCCCGUAUUCUGAAAAUACGGGCCAUAGUCAUUAUAGUUUGUAUUACCGUACUUGUUUUAUUUAUUUGUUUACCGGAUCAUAUUAAAACAGGAAGAGUCGAAAAAAAUUGCCAGGUAAUCAAAUAUGACAAUUUUCGUCACCCUUGCGAUGAGAAGUGUUUUUAAAAGAAACGCCUAGCAACAGUUCCUGAUUGAUUUAGAAGUAGGCAUAUCAUCACCAUCAUUUCUCAUCACAGUUUUCCUAUUCAUCAUCAUUAUUAUCAUCACCAUCAUCAUUAUCAUUAUUGUUUUUUGUCAUUAUUUUGAUCACCAUUUUAAUAUUUUAUAUUAGUUACUGGCAUCCUCGUCGCAGUAUUCCUCUUUUACGUCUUCAACAUUCACUCAUUCAUAUCACCAUUUUCAUAUAUAACAUUAGCUAAAGGAAACUCAAGUGCCAAAAAGUAAUGUCGGUAAAUUUUAUCUCUUUUAACGGAAACACGCCAUGCUCCGAUCACGGGGCUACGCCUUCGGCUUGAUACUAAAGUCUCGGGGCUAACUAAUUUUAGUACGAUCUGGUAAUCUAUAUCCAUACGUAUUUCAGCCGACAACCACAAUCGUACGUUCCUGGUUGACAUUUAUACACGAGUAUUAAGUGUGUUGAUAUGACGGGCAAGGGUGUCAAUAAACCUGUGUUUACGGUUUAUGUCCCUUUCAGAGAACGUCAAGAAAAAUCUGAAUACAUACAAACGUUGUUGACUAUUAUUUGAUAUUUUCAUUGCCCCAGUCACAUUUACAAAUUCGACUCCAAUCUGAAGAUAACUCAUUGAUCAUUUCAAAUUACGCAAUAUUGAUCGGUAUAUUAUUUACGUAUAUGCGUGACUAGGUUUAUACUAAAACAAUCCGAUGUCACUUCGCUAUCUUUUUGAAAGUCCGACUAAUAUUAUUGUCUUUUUCAAUUUAUUAAUUUAACUCUGAGACGAAGGAUAACCAAUUUAAUAAAUUACGACCAGUAUUUCAAACUCACAAAGCAAAUUUCGUCUUUUUCCAAAUAUAAUCUCCUUUCAUCAUAAUCAUUAAUUUGUAAAUUUGAAUAUAAUCCACUCAGUUUUAACUCCUUAUAUUACACUCAAAUAAUUUCAUGUCAUUAAUUUUUGUUCCAGCAUAUUUUGCUUAUGAUAACAGUCCCCUUUUUGCAAAUAGGGUUAUAUUAUAUUGUUUGAGAUGCAUACUUUAGUGUUACAUAUGUUUUAUAUUAUAGAUAGAAAAUAUAAAUAAAACAAACAAAUAUUCUAUUUGAAUACCCAUGCUAUUCAUGAAGUAUUGAUAUAAUUAAAAGGGCUGUUCUGUGAAAACAGAGCAAAUCGCUUCCAAUCUUCUGAAUAUACAAAAUAAUAAGUUCGUAUUUUCUUCGAUAUUGUGAAGAACACCCGUCAUCGAAAAUUAGGGUGAAAAGUGUAAAACUUUUCUAUAAAUAAAUGCUAGUAUACCCCCUUGAGAUUGCUCUCUCCGCCUAGCAUCCGUCACUCUUUUUGAUGUUCUCGGGACAUCUAAUAUUAGGCACGUGACCGGUUUCACUGCAGUCUCAAUGGGUAGGGGAAACUGUUUCAUAUUUCUAUUACUGGAUUUUACAAAGUGAAAUGUGAUUUUUUUUUUCCGAUCGGAUAAGGACUUUCAUUAAUUUUUUUAUAUUAAGGGUUAGAUCCUAAUCUUUUUCCGAACGUUAUUGAACUAUAUAUUGUACAUGAAUAUUCGGAGUAACGUAUCCUUGAAGAUAAAUUUUUCACUCAUAUCCACCCCCCCCCCCCCCCCCCUCUUCUAAACAUUGGGUAGCCUACUCUUCGCCAUAUUCGCGAGAGGAUAAAAUUGACAAGUAUGUGUUGGUCGGUUAUCAUGUUGUUAUUUCUCGGUGAUUUUACUGAUAUACCUGGAGUCAUGACUAAACAAAAUCCGUAAUUUUGUUAAAUAGAAAUUUGUUCUAAAACAAUGCAACAAUAACGCUAUAUUAUUCAUUUAAUACGAAAAUAUUUUUAGUUUUGUUUUGGGGCUGUUUUUUUUUGGGGGGGAGGGUCAUUCAUUCUACAUUGAGAAAAUCACCAAAAUAUAAUAGUUGUUGUAAAUGGUAAACCUUUGUUUGGAUUCAUUACACUAUUAAAGACAGUCAUGUGUCCCUCAAACUAUUGAUAUUUAGUGACGUUUUAACCUGCCAAAUUAUUAUACGCAUGUGGUAAUUUGUGUUUUAUUCAUGCUUAUGUUUAGUGUGCACUGCCUGUCUCCCCGAAAAUAGAUAUGUGGCAGACUCGAGUAAAGACCAUGAAGCCUUGUAAAAUUAUAAAUUUUAAAGUAGACAUAGCGAGAAAUUCGAACUCACUUCCCGCUUUUGCAUCAAAUAAACUAUCUAGGUCGUCGCAUGUCUGACCACAACGAAUAAACAGGGAAUUAAGAAAUUACUUGCUUUUAAUAACUUGAACUUUUAUUCAGAUCAAUAUGAUUAUUUGGCUCGGACUGUACUCUAAAUGUCAUUAACCCAGGGAAUUGGGGUCGUGUCCCAUUAUCCGCUGCUUCCAGAAUGGAGUGAAAAGUUGGCGACGAAUUUGUUUUUUCAAAAUAGACUUUUUAUAAUAAUGCCCCGCCCCACACCUUAAAACGUUAUAUUAUGCAACAUUUUCUCUUCAUAAUAUUUCAACAGGUGUUUAGGUUGUUGACAUUCUUGACGAUGGCUCGGUUUUAGAACAAAAAAUAUAGGUAUUUAGCCUGUGCUAUAACAACUUCAAAGUCGUAGUAUUCUAUAUGAAUUUCCUUGUUAUUGUAUUAAUCACAAAAGUCUCAGAAAAAAUAAUAAUGACUAUUUUAAUCAAGAUUACCAAUAUCGUGAUAUACAGCUCCAAAACACUAUGAUCAUGCAGAUAUAAUUUGGCGGGUUUUAUGUUGUGGUUACAAAGUAACUGAAUAUUGAAUUAACUUAAACAUUUUUUUAUCGCUUAACAUGUCAGCUCCACUCUUCUGUAUCGAAUUCAACAUGUGUGUAUGUGUUCAUAAAUUUGAAAUGAUCACGGCCAUGCAUGAUGACACCAUUUGCUUUAAUUUUGCUCUUUCUUUUUUCUUGGACGUAUUCCAGAUAAGUGUGGAAAUUCCUUGUUAUUGCUAUCCCAUUUUUAGAUCCAAUCUAGUCCCAGGUUUCAGAAACCGGGUUGUUGGUCUUGGAAAGUUGUGUUCCUCUGCGGUGUUUAUGAGUCCAUUGAUAAAACCAUGGAUCAGCGGUCGGCUAAUCACACUCUCUCAAAAUUUAUCUAUCAUUUUUUUUAAACCGCUCUCCACUUAACAAGGCUAAAUUCGUCUCCACCUGCACCCAUCCCUUAUCUUCUUUGCCCUCUUUUUUCUUCUCCCUAUAUUUCUUUCUUUAUUUCUUUCUUUCGUUCUUUCUUCCUCCCUUCCUUCCGAAAUUCCUUUCUCUCUUCCAUCCUUAAUUCCUUCUUUCCUUUCUUUCUUCCCUACUUUCUUUAGUUUAUUUCUUUCUUUUUUUCUCAUUCUUUCAUUUCUUUCUUUAUUAUUUUUUUAUCUUUCUCUGUCCUUCACACUUACUAUCUUUUCCUCUUGUUUCCCGGCCACUUUGUUUCUCCUUCACUUUUUUUUUAAUUUUCAAGUCUGCUAAUUUUAAGCAAAGAAAAAAUGAAUUUCAUUAACCCAUGAUAUCUCUCUGUCGUGUACAUUUAUUUAUUAAGUUCGGAUCAAAAUGCGUCAUGGUUUUAUUCAGAAGGCGGUUAUCAAAAUUAUUUUUAUUUCUGCAUGUGUGCUAUAUUAUAAUAAUCAAAAUGUAAAUCAUCUUAAUGAGGUAAUAAAAGCCUUGUGUUGAAUUUUAGUUAUAUAUUUUUAUUUAUUUGAAUAUUAAAUGUGCAAUAAGAAUGAAUAUUCAUGUAUGGCUGUACAAUAGAAAAGUUCAGUAUUUGUACUAGGUAUACCUACAUAUAGAUUCCUAUAGGGACAUGGUUGACUAUUAUUUUACAAGUCCUUACCAUUUAUUAUCAUCCUGAUGAAUAUAAACUUUGUACAUAAUUUAUGACUUUGUGGUGGUUUAUACUGUUUAUGGACAUUGUGUUUAUUUUAGUUAACAAAGUUUAAUUUAAACUUGUAUCUCAGCAUUAUUUCUCUCUCCCUCUAACUGUUGGGUCCGGUUGUAUAAUGUUUCUAUUAUAUUUAGUAACUUUGCAUAUCGUUGUAAAUACCAUGGUAACGAUGAUCAACGUCCAAUCAGGAAUCAGGAUUCCAUGUCAGUUACCAUUGGAUGGCAGAUUUACCGUAAUCGUAACUAAAAAAAUAUAAUUUUCACAAACCAGGCGAUAGAUUUAUAGAACAAUGCGCUUGAUCACAAAUUUGUCGUUCCGUUCGUCUCAAUGUGAUUCCAUUUUGGCAAUGUGGGAUAUGAAAGGAUCAAUAACUGUAUUUGUUACACAUUUAUUCAAAUAUGUCGUCGUAUACACAGGCAAAGUUGUAAUCUGGUCACUUUUUUGAAUUUUAUUUCAUUGCUCGGUGUAGGAUAAUCUUAUUAAUUGGAGUUUGCAGAAUUUUUUUUUGUGAUUGUUGUACGUGUAAUCAUGGAUCUGACAUUAAUUCUAUUCAAAGUUUUUAACAUUUUCCCCCAGCAUUGUACUUUUCAUGAUCAUUAUUUACUGAAUUAAAUCUUACAUUUAUUGUCGAUCUGGAAAGCAUUGAAAUAUUUCAAUCCUUUGUUCAAACUGACCAUUAACCAGUAUCAUUUAAAAAAAAUUGACGUUUGAUUAUGAUCAUGUUUUAUUUUGUUUAACAAAUGUACAUAGAAGAAUUACUCAUUCAAAGUGUGUAUAAAAGGAUAAAUGUUGUAAAUAAAUCCCUUUUGAAAA